AAUUCCUUUAAAUAUAACAAAAUAGAAUUGUAUUUGUUGAUAGAAUUCGAAUAGGGCAUUCGAAAACUAUAAACUUACAAGAGUUUGUGUUUCCCCAUUCAUUUGUAUUUAAAGAAUUAUGAUCGAUUUUUUUGGUUAAUCAUUAACCUCUUUUUUGUUCAAUAUUUGCUUCGAAAUUGUGCGGCCGAACGGCAUCUUCUCUUUUCUUUAUUUAGAAGCCAAAGCGGGGGAAGACGAAGAUCAAUAACGGCCCCUGUCGAAUCCUUUCCGAGGUAGGGUUCCGCUGCAAUGGAGCCCUUCCGAUCCCUUCCUUUCCUUCUCCUCUACGUCUCCGCCAUCGCCAUCGCCAUCGCCAUUGCCUCCGCCGACUCUUCGCACUCCCUCCUCCGCAUGCGCAUCGCUCCCGCCGGCGGCGGAGGAGCCGCCGACGGCCUCUUCUGCGACAGCUGGAGGCUCUCCGUGGAAACCAACAACGCCGGCUACUGGCGGACCAUCCCGCCCAAGUGCCUCGAGAUCGUAGCGACCUACGUGAACGGGGACCGCUACUUGUCCGACUCCGAUAUCAUCGCCGUUGACUGCUUGUCCUUCGCCGAGACUGUCCGGAUCGUGGGCGACAAGAAGGAUGCGUGGGUCUUCGACAUCGACGAGACGCUGCUUUCCAAUGUUCCCUACUAUGCCGUCCACGGAUUCGGAUCGGAAGCUUUCAAUGAAACUUCAUUCGACGAAUGGGUGGGCCUGGCGAGGGCUCCGCCUUUACCUGCAAGUCUAAGGUUGUACGAUCAACUACUCGGUCUUGGAUUUCAGAUCGUUCUUCUCACAGGUCGAAGUGAGAUUCAAAGAAACGCCACUGAGAAAAACCUGCUGCUCGCUGGUUACCAUUCGUGGGAAAGGAUUAUUUUAAGGCAAACCUCUGACUUCGGUAAGCCCGCGGUGUCGUAUAAGUCGGAAAGGCGAGCAACGCUGGAAGCAGAGGGAUUCAGGAUUUAUGGGAACUCGGGGGAUCAAUGGAGCGAUCUGUUGGGUACGCCGAUGGCUGAUCGCUCCUUUAAGCUCCCUAAUCCCAUGUAUUACAUUAAAUGAUCUAUAGAGAUAUUGCAGUGAUUCCUUAGACAUAUUGUUCAAAUUAGGACAAAUCUGUAUUCAUUGGUCGAACAAUCUGUAUAUAAUAAAUUAAGAUAUUUGUGCUUCC
Messenger RNA from Zingiber officinale, 1189 nucleotides. RefSeq names its product acid phosphatase 1-like. Lineage: Eukaryota; Viridiplantae; Streptophyta; Magnoliopsida; Zingiberales; Zingiberaceae. The coding region runs from base 289 to 1080 and encodes 263 amino acids. The transcript is spliced from 3 exons. Gene Ontology annotation, molecular function: acid phosphatase activity. The record is from RefSeq and is a predicted model, not a curated record.